This is a messenger RNA of Clupea harengus (Atlantic herring), 4513 nucleotides long. RefSeq names its product cadherin-12. Gene Ontology annotation, cellular component: catenin complex; plasma membrane; adherens junction. The coding region runs from base 879 to 3398 and encodes 839 amino acids. Gene Ontology annotation, molecular function: cadherin binding; beta-catenin binding; calcium ion binding. The record is from RefSeq and is a predicted model, not a curated record. The transcript is spliced from 13 exons. Lineage: Eukaryota; Metazoa; Chordata; Actinopteri; Clupeiformes; Clupeidae. Gene Ontology annotation, biological process: cell-cell junction assembly; homophilic cell-cell adhesion; calcium-dependent cell-cell adhesion.
UCUCUCUCUCUCUCUCUCUCUCUUUCACAUUCACUGUGUCCCAGACAUACACAAACACACACUCUCUCUCUCUCCUUCUCUCUCUCACUUGCUUUGCCUAGCAUACAGGCGCACUUGCUUUCACUCUCCCUCACACACACACAAACGUUGGCACCCUCAGUGAUGCGCUCUCUCCGUUCAUGCCAAACCGGUAGGGAGACUCUUUAACACACAGUCCCUCUCUCUCUCACACACACACACAUUUUCUCUCUCUCUCUCUCUCUCUUUUUUUUCUCUCAUUUAAUUCCUUCACCUCCCUUGGCACCUCUGUUUUACGCUCGGGAGGAGUGAAAAAGAGACAUGCGCUGGAAAGAAAGGGGAAAGGAGGAGUGAGCCGGAUGAACAGGGGCUGAAGCGGGAGGAGGGAGAGAUAGAGCGAGUGAGCGAGCGAGCGAGCGAAAGAACGAGUGCAAGAGCGAGACUGAGAGCAAGCGGCUUGACUCGGGUGUCCAGCAGAAGCGUGUGGAUUAAACUGGCUCUAAGUCCGACACCGCGACUGGCUCAAGAGGAUCCAAUCAAGGUGAUGCUCUCGACCACACAACGAGGAGGCACUGGCUGAGAGGGGAGUGAUCAUCGCGUGACCCAGUCCUCCUGGAGAGGGUCUCCAAACCCCCAGACCUCCUUCCCCUCCUCUCCCCAUCUCUCCUUUUCCUCUCUCCCACUCCCACUCCCCCCCCCCACCAGCCAUCGGCCACCGACCUCCUACUGCGUCCAGCCUCCUGGUCUCAUCUCUGGGUAUUGUGCUCUAUUGCUGCAUUUUCUUUUCUUUUUCUUCUUUUUCUUCUUUUUUUUCUUUCUGUGGACUUCAAGUCGGGAGACUUUGACCUCAGCGUUCGCCAAUGCUUACAAGGAACUGCCUGUUGCUGUUCCUUUGGCUUUUCUGCGAGCAGGGCUCCCCGUCCCCCAUCCACUCACCCCCCCAGCCCCAGAGCAGGCUGGGUAAGGAGCGGCCGCGCCACCUGGUCGGACAGUUGGGGGGGCAUCAUGGGGGGGCCACGUUCCAGAGGGUCAAGAGGGGCUGGGUGUGGAACCAGUUCUUCGUGCUGGAGGAGUACAUGGGCUCGGAGCCGCAGUAUGUGGGGAAGCUGCACACCGACAUGGAUAAAGGGACCAGUGCGGUGAAGUACACUCUCUCGGGGGAGGGCGCCGGGUCCAUCUUCACCAUCGAUCAGACGACGGGCGACAUCCAUGCCCUGCGGAGCCUGGACCGUGAGGAGCAGCCCUACUACACGCUCCGCGCCCAGGCCGUGGACAUGGACACGGGCCGAGCCCUCGAACCCGAGUCGGAGUUCGUCAUCAAGGUCCAGGACAUCAACGACAAUGAGCCCAAGUUCUUGGAGGGGCCCUACACAGGGAAUGUCCCAGAGAUGUCCCCAGUUGGUACAUACGUCAUGAGAGUGACAGCGACGGACGCCGAUGACCCUACCUAUGGGAACAGCGCUCGUGUGGUCUACAGCAUUCUCCAUGGGCAGCCCUACUUCUCAGUGGACCCCAAGACAGGUGAGAUCCGCACGGCUCUGCCUAACAUGGACCGCGAGGUGCGGGAGGUCUACCAUGUGCUCAUCCAGGCCAAAGACAUGGGGGGACAGCUGGGGGGUCUGGCCGGUACCACCACCGUCAACAUCACACUCAGCGACGUCAACGACAACCCACCCCGCUUUUCCAAAAGUAUAUUCCACCUGAAAGUGGCAGAGUCUUCCGCGGUGGGCUCUGCGGUGGGGCGCAUCAAGGCUCAUGAUUUGGACACCGGGAAGAACGCCGAGGUGGAGUACAACAUCGUCCCCGGAGACGGCGGAGCCUUGUUCGACAUCACCACUAAUGAGCACAACCAGGAGGGCAUCAUCCUGCUCAGGCGGCCAUUGGACUAUGAAACGAAGAAAGCAUACACCUUCAAAGUGGAGGCCUCCAAUGCUCAUGUGGACCCCCGCUUCCAGAACCUGGGCCCGUUUAAAGACAUGGCAACGGUGAAGGUGAGCGUUCUGGACGUGGACGAGCCGCCCGUCUUCAGCGAGAGCUCCUACGUGAUGGACGUGGACGAGGACACACCUGUGGGCCUCAUCAUCGGCUCCGUAACCGCUCAGGACCUGGACGCAGGCAGCAGCCCUAUUAGGUACUCCAUAGACUGGAAAAGUGACCUGGACAGCUAUUUUGACAUUGACCCCGUGGAGGGCACCAUAUCGACCAACGAGCUCCUGGACAGAGAGUCCAUCGCCCAGCACAACAUCUCCAUAGUGGCCACGAAAGUUAAUAACCCAGUGCUCACCAGCAGGGUAGCCGUGACAGUUCACGUUAACGAUGUCAACGAGUUCCCCCCUGAGUUUGCAAUGCCCUACGAGACGUUUGUGUGUGAAAAUGCAAAAGAAGGACAGGUGAUCCAGCUGGUCAGUGCCAAGGACCGCGACUUGCCACCAGCGGGACAGAAGUUCACCUACAAGGCAGCACAGGACGAGAACGAGAUCAGGAACUUCACCGUGCGCGACUUUGGGAACAACACGGCCGGGAUCGUCACGAUGCACGGAGGGUUUCGCCGGCGGGCUCAGGAGUUCUACGAGGUUCCGGUGGUGAUCUCGGACAGCGGCUACCGGGCUAUGAGCAGCACGGGCACGCUGGCGGUGCGUGUGUGUGUGUGCGACUCGGACGGCUCGCUGCUCACCUGCAAUGCUGAGGCGCUAUUCCUGCCCGUGGGCCUGAGCACCGGAGCCCUUAUCGCCAUCUUACUGUGCAUCAUCAUACUACUGGUAAUGGUGGUGCUGUAUGUCGGGGUGCGUCGGCAGAAGGAGAAGGAGACGCUGAUGACGUCCAAAGAGGACGUGCGGGACAACGUCAUCCACUACGACGACGAGGGCGGUGGCGAGGAGGACACGCACGCCUUUGACAUGGGCACGUUGCGCAACCCCGUCAAGGCCGUCGACAACAACAACGGCAACCAGCUCCGCCGCGACAUCCGGCCCGAGCCCAGCCUGGUCCCCAUCAUCCGUCCGCCCGUCACCCCGCUGUCGUCCCAUGACACGGACGACAUCCGCGGCUUCCUCCAGCAGCGGCUGCAGCAGCAUGACGCAGACGUCUCUGCGCCGCCGUAUGACUCGCUGGCCACCUACGCCUACGAGGGCGAGGGCUCGGUGGCCGAGUCGCUCAGCUCCAUCCAGUCGCUGACCAGGGACGGUGGCGCGGGUGGAGGCGGAGGCGAGGCCGACGAGGACUACGACUACCUCAGCGAAUGGGGGCCGCGCUUCCGCACACUCGCCGGGAUCUUCAGCGAGCGCUCGGAGAGCCAGCACGACCUUACGUCAGCGGCCACCUCCACGGCCACAUCUUCGUCUGCCACCGGGGCGGCGACAAAGGAGAACAAACAACACUGAUGUCAACAGACGGACGGCAGAGAAGAGAUCAAGAACACAACACCCUGAUAAACACAAACUAUAGAGCGAAACAAUGGUGUGGAACCCGUCGAGAACCCGUCGAGGUCAACACCAGACUGCGUUGGAGAAAGUACUCAGACAAACUUGUCACAGUGGAUAGCUGAGUUCUUGUUCCUCCUCUGUUUCCUCCAGACCUUUUAUUUUUUUUCUUUCAUACAGCUAUCGUUUUUUGCUAUUUCGAGGGGGUCUUGACUGAAUCCUCAGAUUUUAUUUGUGCUGAUUUUUUCACCUGUCGACCCCCCCCCCCCCCCGCCCCCCGCCCCCUUCUCCCUGUUCUCCUUCUCGCUGCCUUGCGGUGAUGGUGGCAGUGUUAAAAUGAAGGGAGAGGACAGAGAGAGAAAUUAGGAAAAAAAUGUAGUUGGUGAUCUCAGAGUGAAUGUGCCGUUUCCAGUUUUAGGUAUUCAACUUUGGUUCUCUUGUCACUGUUUGAGGAAGGAGACACCCUACCACAGGAAAUGCAAUGCGGUUUUUUUUCUCUCCAACAUCCUUAAAAAAGUGCCUCAAUGGAGUUAGUAAGCUUUUUUAUUAUUAUUUUCAUGGUAUUCAUGAUAGCUGUUUGGGUUUUGUCACUUCCAGAACCCUACAGGAUGGUAGACCACAGAGAUGUAGCUGCACAUUACCGUUAGCAAGCUAACGCUGUAGCGCGUUGGCAGAUUAGGGAACACGCUGACACACACAAGGGUUCAGGGAAAGGAAAAAAAAAAAUGAUGUGUGGCCCACGAUUGGCCAAAGAUAUUUUUGAAUGGUAUUUAUGAUUCUAUUUAUUUAUUGGUUCAACUGAUUGGUUGAGUUUAAACAUUUGUUUGUUUGUUGAUUGAUUCGUUUGCAUAUUUAUCUAUUUAUCUCAAUUCCAGAUCAGAUGUGUAUUUCUUAUUUUUUUGAAGACACUUGAGGAUUUUGUAAUUAUUUGAGUGCCCCGUGCAGAUAGGGCAUCUGUAUAGACUUGUACUUGUUGUAAAAAAUCGAUUUAGGGCUAAACAAAAUACUAUGUUUGAGUCAUGUAAUAAAUACACUGUUUUUCUUUUGGUAAAAUAAACACCACAAAAUGGCUAUUA